Molecule: messenger RNA, 1315 nt
Organism: Candoia aspera
Lineage: Eukaryota; Metazoa; Chordata; Lepidosauria; Squamata; Candoiidae
Gene: FIBP
Product: FGF1 intracellular binding protein
Exons: 10
Coding region: 225-1298 (357 amino acids)
Biological process (GO): platelet aggregation
Cellular component (GO): nucleus
Molecular function (GO): fibroblast growth factor binding
Source: RefSeq, a predicted model, not a curated record
UUGGCUCCCCCAAAACAAUAAAACACAAGAAGUUGCAACCAGGCUGCUAACACUCCAGAGGUGGGAAGAAUUAUUGGAUGGAGCUUGCCGGCUGUUAAAGGUCUCAGAGGUGGAAAAGAGCUUGUGGACUAGAAACUUGACUUUCCUGCUGCCCUUGCAGGCUGAUGGGUGCAGCCUGAGGCUUCCAAGGGAUUCCAUGCCAGAAGUGUGUGGCUGCAUUGAUCAUGACCAGCACUCUGGACAUUUUUGUGGGGAAUACCACCUUGAUUGACGAGGAGGUCUAUCAACUCUGGCUUGAUGGGUAUUCUGUGGACGAUGCAGUCUCUCUCCGGCUGCGUUCUGGCAUCUUGGAGCAGACGGGGGCCACGGUGGAUGUCCUCCAGAGCGACACCAUGGACCACUACCGCACCUUCUACAUGCUGGAACGUCUCCUGCAUUCCCCCCCCAAGUUGCUGAACCAGCUGCUGUUCCAGAUUCCGCCUUGCCGCCAGACCAUGCUGAUUGAAAGGUACUAUGCCUUCAACAAUGCUUUUGUCCGAGAGGUGCUGGGCAAGAAACUGUCUAAAGGAACCAAGAAGGAUCUGGACGAUAUCAGUGCCAAAACUGGGGUGACCCUUAAGAGUUGCCGGCGGCAGUUUGACAAUUUUAAGCGUGUUUUCAAGGCCGUGGAGGAAUUGCGCGGGUCGCUGGUGGAAAAUAUUCAACAGCACUUCUUGCUUUCUGACCGGUUAGCCAGGGAUUAUGCUGCCAUCGUGUUCUUCGCAAACAGCCGCUUUGAGACGGGGAAGAAAAAACUACAAUAUUUGAACUUUGAGGAUUUUGCCUACUGCGCCGAACAGAUGAUUGAAAAUUGGACUUUGGGGGCAGUGGAUACCAACGUGGACGACAUGGAUGUCGACCUGGAUAAAGAAUUUUUGCAGGGCCUGAAAGAGUUAAAAGUCCUGAUUGCAGACAAAGACCUAUUAGAUCUUCACAAGAGCCUGGUGUGCACCGCGCUGCGGGGGAAAAUCUCGGUGUACCAUGAGAUGGAAGCCAAUUUUAAGAAUCUCAGUCGGGCCUUGAUCAACAUUGCUUCAAAGCUCACCCACAGCAAAGAUGUUCGGGAUUUUUUCGUUGAUCUGGUAGAAAAGUUUGUAGAGCCGUUUCGGUCCGACAAAUGGAGCUCGAGCGACGUGCAGCUUUUUCUGACCCAGUACACGGCCAGUGCGCACACGUUGGAAGUGUUCAGGCAUCAAGCACUCUGGGAACGGUACAUGGGGACUCUCAAAGCUUGCCUGCUGAAGAUAUACCACGACUGAACCCCUUUAUUUUGAUU